This is a messenger RNA of Rotaria sordida, 170 nucleotides long. NCBI's taxonomy places the organism in Eukaryota, Metazoa, Rotifera, Eurotatoria, Philodinida, Philodinidae. The record is from the annotation of a GenBank genome assembly.
AUGAGUAGUCCACGAAAAUUUGCAGAAAAAAUUGCAUUAAUACAACAGAAACAAGCAGAAGGUGAUGCAGCUUUUAAUACAAUUAUUUAUGAAGUUGAAGCUGCUAAACAAGUAUGUGAAAAUAAUUAAAUGAAUAAAUAAAAAUAAUGUUUAUAUAUACAUAUAUUUAU